Molecule: messenger RNA, 723 nt
Organism: Trichobilharzia regenti
Lineage: Eukaryota; Metazoa; Platyhelminthes; Trematoda; Strigeidida; Schistosomatidae
Source: the annotation of a GenBank genome assembly
AUGGACAAUUCUGAGGAUGAUUCCACUUCAGACGAAGAGUAUGUCCCUCCAGUUAAGUCUUCAAAGCUGGAGGGAUCUUCCGAAGAUGAAUGCAGUGAUGACACAGAAGACGAAAGUUCAGAUGUUUCUGAUGAUGAUAGUUCUGUUGGAAAGUCAAAUAAAAAGGGCCGACGAAAAAGCAGGAAUUCUAAAUGUGUCUCUAAGAUUUCUAAUCCUCCCGAUACUCCUACAGCUGAAGAAUUAAAAGCAAGAGAGGACAAAAUUUGGGAGGAUUUUUUGAAAUCAGAUGGUUCCAGCAAAGCAACUGAUGGGGAGAAAGUUAACGUUGUAAAGAAGUAUCAGUUUGCCGGAGAAGAGGUCGAAGUAACUGAAACCGUAUCGAAGACAGCAAACAUAACCAAAAUUCCACAAAAUCAGAAUAACACUUCAACAAACACACAACCUCCUAAACUCAAGUCUCCAACAUUGGGACCUGGUUUAACUUCUGCUCUUCAAAAUCUCAAAUCUACAGUAAAUAAAUUACCCAGAUUAUCCACUUUAGAGAAAUCGCGACUGGACUGGAAACAGUAUGUACAAAAAGAAUCCCUGGAAGAUGAUCUCAAAGCCCAUAACAAGGGAAAGGAUGGGUAUCUUGAGAAACAAGCAUUUGUCAGCAGAACGAGUGAACGCGAAUAUCAAUAUCGUCAGGAACUGAAAAAACCUGCAUCGAAUCGAAGGCUUUAA